UUUAAGUCUGACUUUGACAUAUCAUAUCAGCUCCCUUCUUCUAACAUGCCACUGAAUGAAUGUUAGGUUUCGUCUUGAGUUGCAUAAAUAUGGUUAUCGUCUCAAUAAAGGAACAGCAGGAGAGACAAAAAUAGCUACAAUGAUGAAACCCUCAGCGAAAUCAAUUCAGAGAGUUGGUCGUUUCUUAAGGAAGAGCCUUGGGAGCAUCAAGUCCACUGUCUGCUUUGGUAAACACCACAACUUCCCUAACAACAACACUCCACUCUUGAGCCCCUUCUCAUGCAGUCUUAGCCACCCAUGUCCACAAGAUUCCCAAACUGAAGAAACAUACAGCGUUCUAUCCUGUGAGAGCAAGGUUGUUGCAGAUACCAGAGAUGAGAGACUCAUCAACAAAAGCCAACAUAAGAAGAAACCGAAAGAAAAGGUUGCAAGGCCAUUCGAGGAGGCGAGGAGAAGAGGUGACAUGCUGGCGCAGAAGAUGAAAGAUCUCAACAUGGUUGAUCUCAGAGACGUGGAGCAUGCAUUGGAUGUAAAAGAAGCGCUUCGAUGCUAUUCAAACAUUAGGAGCCCUGUCUAUCUAGACAUUGUUGACAACUUUUUCACAGACAUGUACUACGAGUUCUCUGAUCCACGCACCUCUUCGAGCAUCAACGGUUCAAGAAGGAAAGCAGGAUCUUUCAGACUCUAAAACCCCUCUUGAUCAGCUUCGCUCUCGUUUAGAGCAUGCACUACUUAAGAAAGGUUGUUUAUCCUAUUACGCAGUACAUAUAUUUCACUCGUUACUUCUUUGGUAAAAUCACAUGUCACCCUCGGUUACUACCUCUGUAGUACCUUAUAGUCUUAAGUUAUCUCAUCU
This is a messenger RNA of Brassica rapa (field mustard), 856 nucleotides long. RefSeq lists its product as uncharacterized. Lineage: Eukaryota; Viridiplantae; Streptophyta; Magnoliopsida; Brassicales; Brassicaceae. The record is from RefSeq and is a predicted model, not a curated record.